Hippoglossus stenolepis (Pacific halibut) is the source of this 6975-nucleotide messenger RNA. Its product is annotated as protein phosphatase 1 regulatory subunit 12B. Gene Ontology annotation, cellular component: A band; Z disc; cytoplasm. The transcript is spliced from 8 exons. The coding region runs from base 552 to 1088 and encodes 178 amino acids. Gene Ontology annotation, molecular function: phosphatase regulator activity; protein kinase binding; enzyme inhibitor activity. Lineage: Eukaryota; Metazoa; Chordata; Actinopteri; Pleuronectiformes; Pleuronectidae. The record is from RefSeq and is a predicted model, not a curated record.
AGAGAGCAAGCAAGAGAGGGAGGGAGAUGGAGAGAGAGAGAGAGCGAGAGAGAGAGUGUGUGUAUAACUUUGGGGAACAUGGGAAGAGGCAGCACAGAGAAGAAACUUUUCUGUGUUGACUGCUUUCUUUUGGACUUUUUCCACCUUUUAUCAAAGAGCUCAGUGUUGACGGAGCGGAGACAGAGGGAGGAUCAUUUGUUUGCUUUUGUAGCUUAAGAGUUAUUUCUCUGUUUUUGUGUUCAACAGGUAUUAUCUUGUUUUUGUUGCAUUUUUUAAAAAUCACAUCAUCUCUGUCUGAGGUUUGAAGAAGGGAUCAUCGCACAUCUGAAAUCCCUCCGAACAUAGCUGCAGCUCUCUCCAGCUUAUACAAAAACACACACAGACACACACACACCUGUUGUUGCUGAGGAUUCCCCAGGAGCGCAGUCAUGGGCAUCUGCGUCACUGUUGUUGCUUGAGGGGAUCUGUGUGUCCGUGCAGCUGUUAUCUGGAGGUGGCCUCCUCGGUGAACGCUGCAGUAGAACCUGCCAGUUCAGGGUCAAGGAGGGGAGAUGUCAUCCUACUACCCACGCACCAAGGACCUGACCCGCACCAGAAAGUCCCUGACAGAGUCUCCACCGUCCUCUCCGUCCCCUACAGACAAAAACUACAGACAUGAAAGACUGUCGAGAUACGACUCCAGUGGAGAGGGUGCGACGGACAGACCACUGGGCCGCACCAGCUCUUACACGCGCAGAGAGACGAGACUGGCCUCUCUGAGUAAAGAGCCGGACUCCACCGCCAAAGACUACAAGAAGAUGUAUGCAGAAGCUUUGCACGAGAACGACCGGCUCAAGUCCAGGUUGAACGACAGCAAACAAGAACUGGUCAAGAUUCGCUCUCAGCUGGAGAAAGUCACUCAGAGGCACGAGAGGAUAUCAGAGAAGUCUUCAGCACUUGAAUCGGAGAAAAGGGAAAAACAAGCACUUGAGAAAAGAGUGUCAGACAUGGAGGGGGAGAUAAAGUGCUCUGCUGGGCCACUUCCUGCCAGGCUAAGGAGGAGCCUGUGCCGCUGCUCCCCUGCUCCACUUAUCCCACUGUUGGGGUGAACAUUGUGACCUAGUUCCAGCUGAAUACCAAAACCCCGUCCAAGAGCAAAAGACCUGCUUUUGUGAGACAUUCCUGCACCGCACUGUGUGUACUCUGCUUCACAAAGCAACACAGGACAUCGCAGCAGAGGGAUUUCAGGCCUGAGCGCGCUGCACUUUAUUCUGAGCAGAGGCAGUAGAGAGGAAAAUUACACAACAAGGUUAAAGUUAAAUUUUUAUGACAAAUCAUUGCAAGAUUGUUAUGUUCCUCAAGAGGAAGGAAAUAAUGUCUGCGUGGAAAUAUAAUUUUGCCGGCGCUGAAGAGUACACACGUGCAGCAGUGUGGUUUCGCCAGCAACAGAUGUCUGACACCCAUGUUGUCGUGGUUCCCUCAGCAGGACGCCCCACUGCGGUUCCGCUGUGGGUACCAGCCCUGAGGGCGGGCUGUUCUCAGGGGAGGGGGGAUGGUGAGUGGUCGCUAUGACGCUAAGGUGUGAUUGACACCUGCCUGUCACCUCACUUGAUUCUGUUUACACGUGUGGACAUUUUAGGCUCAAAUAUUCCAGAGCUGUACACUUCACACCUCAGGGAGCUGGAAUGUCACACACCCACAAAGUCACUUGUUCCUGUUUAGCACGAUACAGAUCCUCCACAGGGGGGAGCUGUUCGGUUGAUGUUAGAUUAGUCGUACACGUGUAAAACCCACGCCACCUGGUGGAAAGGAAAAAUAGCAGCAACACCCAUGGACAUGUUGUCUUCAAUAAGCAAAACCAAAUCACAGAUGCUGUCAAUUUAACACUUACACUGAAGUGAGCGUUACAAGUGUUGCUGUUGUGUUCACAUCAAAUUGCGAAGUGUAUUUCUCACACUAUGAGAUCACUUACAAGUCAAUUCAAAGAGGGAAAUAGAUGUGAAUUGCACUUAGCGACGGGAACGGUGUGAAUGAUACGAUGUGAUUGACAGAUGUGAUUAAAGAUGCUUCACUCGCUCGCGAAUGCCAACCAAACUUGACUGGUCAUCCUCAGGCAGAGCUGGAAACGUCAGUCAUCCGGACGCAGCUCCUGGAGAAAACACAUUUCUAGAGGUGGUUUCUCCAGGUAUAUAGUAGCAAUUGUAGUAACGUACUCUUGCGUUACUCACACACGAGUAAACCCGAAUGAUCCUGCAGCCAAACUCCUGCGAGAAACAUAACGUGGUAAUAUUUGGUGUGAACACAGCAUUGCUACCUUUGAGACACAUGAAGCUGGUUUACUGCUGUUACUUUUCCUGCCCACAGGGGGAGCAGCUUGGGUUCUGAACUCCUCAGGUGUGAAACUGCUGGUGCUGUGGCUCUGCAUUCGACUGGGUCAAGUUCCGGGUGUUUCACAUCCACGGCACCGUGUGUCUUUGUUUUCCCUUUUAAAUGUGUGUCCACUUGGUCUUUGCAGGGUUUUAUAUGAUAUAUAUAUAUAUUAGGGAAAAAGCUAAAUUCGCACAAACAACUUCUGAAACGAAAUCGAUAGCGACUGUGUAGAACAGAGAGCUCCAAUUCGAGAGAGCAUAAUGAAACGAUAGUGGUCUCACCUCACUCUGUCCUUUCCUCUCCUCUUGCUGAGGGCACCUCUACACAAACUGUUUUAUUCUAGAGGACAUUUUAUGCAUGAACAUCUGGGUCUCGAACACAGGCUGGUUUCUUCCUUUAGAAAUGUGUUCUGGUGUUGUGAGAAUGGAGCUGGAUGUCUGCCUUGAUGUCAUCCGCUGUCAUAUUUAUGUCUUGUGUCCUCUGUGUGUGUCUGUGUGUGUCUCUGUGUGUGUGUGUGUGUUUGUGUGUGUGUGUGUGUGUGUUCUGUGGUUUCCACCCAGGAAUGGUGUCAAACCACAAACUUUCCUGUUGAGCCACAUUGGGGUUUACCUCAAAGUGAGGACAAGAGGAGUGUGGGUACAGAGGGAGGGAGGAGAGGGAGGAAUAAUUUCCAUCCCUUUGACUUAGAAGCGACUCGGCUCCUGCGUAAAGUCUGAAAUCGUAGAGUUUUAGUUUAUGAGGAUUUCUAUGAAUUUUAAUUCCCUCUCCUCUCCGAAUGUGUAUAACAACACUUCAGCUCCUCGCCGCUCUCCACAAACGGAUGAUGAGCUCAAACCAUAGACUGUUUACACAGAUGGACGGCACGUCUCCAAUUCCUCCCACUGUCCAAAAAUGUAGCCACCCUAUUUUUUAUUGCAUUAAAUAACUAAAUAAAAUGAAUAAAAUGAGCGAUUACAGUGUGAUAAGUACCUACAAUAACAGAAACUAUCUCUGAGAAAUGUUAUGGUUGGUCCACGUCCCAAAGAGAGGAGGCUGGGUUUAUGACCUAUAUUGGAGUCAGCCACCAGGGGGAGAUUCACAUAAUUUGUGAUCUUUGAUUUGAUAUAAGAACGACCUAAAAUGACAGAAACCACGUUAGAGAAAUACGUAUUUAACAUGAACUUUCACUUUUUAGUUUGGUCCAUGUCCCACCCGUUAACAUGCAGGAGGCAGGGUUGAGACGCAUACUGCUGCCAUCCACCAGGUGGCGACUGAGAUGUUUUGGCUUCACUUUUGGACUUGCAUUCAUGUCGUCCAUCUUAUUAUAUUCAGUCCCUGGGUCAAACCAAAGGAGACCUGGCUUUACACUUUGCUUUGCUUGUGGCAGCUUCCUCUCUUCCUCCUCAAAUCUUCCUGGUUGGGUAAAUAUUUGUUUCUGUAAGUGCUCUGAUACGUGUCUCAGAUCCAGAUUUCUUCUCCCCCCCCCUUCUUCCCUGUAAACAGUUUCUAUGUGAGCUCUCUCUCUUUGCACACGGCCUGCCUCCCUGCACGCUCUCUCUGUCCUCCCCCUCUCUGUAUCUCUCUCCUCCUCUGUGCAGGCUUUCCCUGCUCUGGCUCAGGUCCACACCUUGCGGAGGGUGAACGAGUGUCUCCUGGCGGAGAACAGAGCCAUGCUGCGUGUCCUCGCCCGCCUCUCUGAGACGGCCUCCAUGCCGGAGACGGAGGACCUCUGAUCCCCCGACACCACCUGUCCUCCUUUCCUCCCCUCCUCUCCCUUCCUCAGCCACCUAACUUCUGCACUCCUCUGUCCUUCUGGUGCCUACAGCCCCCUCGUCCUCUGCUGUGUUCCUCUCAGGCAGAUCUUAACAGAGCUCAAGUCAGACAACCAGAGGCUAAAGGAUGAGAACGGGGCGCUCAUCCGAGUCAUCAGCAAACUGUCGAAAUGAAAAGAUAUGUGAGGCCCCAUGUUCUCUGUGUGUGGACGCUCCGACCCUGAAACAGCAGUUUCAUUUCCCCCAGAUAUCACCAGUCGUGACUCCUCUCUGAAUUAUGGUGGAUAAUGGUGAUGGGCCAUCUGGGCUGCAGAAAUAAAUUCCCACUGGCGACUGGUGAAGUUCUAAAAGGUGUUGAGAAGUUUUCAGACAUGUUUCACAAUGUACGGUGGAGUUACAAUAAUUGUUUCUACUUGAUUAGUUAGUGUCGUUUUGUCAUAUAUUAAUAUUUCACAUUAAUCAAAUAGGGACCAGUGGAACUAGGUUGUUCCAGACCUAGUAGAAAAAGGUCCAGGGGUUUGCAUGAAGGAACUGCAUCUAAUAUAAAGUCACGUUUGUUGUCACAUCCUGCACUGCAGAAGUUUUUUAAUGUUGUCUUAUUUAUGAACGGAGAGAGAAACCAAUUAUAUCAUUGAUUUUUAUUGUUUUUUAUUACUCCAGUAAUCAGCCGAUCAAAUUAUAACGAGAAAAGUUUGUCAUUAGAACAAGAUGUUUUGGAAAUGUGUCACGCGAUAGAAACAUUUAUCGUCAUAAUCAUAUAAUAUAUUUAUUGCAUCAAAUAUCUCACAUUGAAACACAGUGAUAUGAAGUGUUAUAUCAUUAAAACAUUUUAAUGUUAUAACAUGAAGCCUGUAUCGUUGUAAAUAAUCUUCAAAUUAGGAAACAUGCAGAGAAAAGGUUUGAUUCAGUUCUUCUUCAUGUUGGGUUGAGACACGAUGAGAUUCUGCUGUUAUGGUUAUUUCGUGUGGCAGCAAAACUCUGACCUAUCAAGUCGCAUCUGGUUUAAACCCGAAGGAAUAUUUGACCAAACGGGUAAAAUGAAGCCCUGCGAGCAAGAAACUGACCAAGGAGCUUCUGUUCCAGCAGAUCAUUUAAGUGUCUGUGCUGCAAGAUGCAAUUUUUGCGAUAAAACUUAGAUUUUCUCUCAAAACUCGAAACUUUGAAGGAUAAAAUCUUUAAUCUGUGGGAAACCGUGUCAAGAAAUACAAACUGAAAUCUUUGGAAUCCUCUAUUUCCCUUCUCACUGAGGCAUUUAAACUGUAAAACUUUCCUUUAGCCAGUUCUUUAGAUCAUUUUGUGACCUUUUCAAUCUAAUCUGUUACUUUAAUACGGCUUGUUUUUAAGAAAACGUGCCUGAAUGCACUUUGUAAAUGACAGAGGCAUCACUGGCAGCAAAGUAUCACUUUCAGAAUAUUAUAUAUGUUUCUAUAGUAUAAUCGAUUAUUUUCCAACCUCUGUGCCGCAGCUAUUUGUGGUUUCAGAAGGCGUUUUUUAUUUUUGGGGGUUUUACAUGUUCUUCAUAGAGGAUCUUUUUAUUUUUUAUUUUGAUCCAGUUAAAUAAUAAUGAUCAUUAAAUCCUCAGAAUGGCUACACAGAAGAAACUGAGUACUAUAUUAUGUUUUGUAACAGAGAUAUAUUUAUUUAUUUAUGUGUCUCUUAGUUUUGAUCUUCACAUGUUGUUUCUGUCAAAGGAAUAAACCUGAUCUGGUUGAGCCGGUGAUGAAAACACUAAGAUCAACAUCAUCCACCGGGAGAUAAAACACUGCCGACAUUUUAGAUUCCAUAAAACUGUCUAAUAUUCAAUAUCGAGCACAAUCCAAAGCUUUGGGAAAUAUAUUCUAAAAACCAUCACUUGACUUUUAGCAUAACUAUGUUGUGAGAGAGAAAACUCAAGUUAAAUUGAUUAUUGACUGUUUUAGUUGCCAGUUUCUAAGAUACACCAAACUACAUCUUAUAUAAUAUAUCAGAACAACACUGCUUUAAUCACCAACAGCUUUUGUUCUGCUCUGUUUAGAAGCUUGAUUUAAUGGUAUUAUUCAAUAUCUGGGCUCCUUCAAUGACUUUGUUUACAUGGACAGCAAUAUAAUAUCUAUAUAAAAACAAUAUAUAUAUACACCCAAAUUAAUACAAGUCUGAAUAAGACACUGUCAUGUCAACAGCUUUUCUUCAACCUGAAUAAGGAUAAACUCGAAAUUAGCAAAAAUCUAAUGAAGACGUGAAGUAUUUCAAUCUCACGCCCUGGGUUUGAAUGUUUCUGUGUUCUAGGACAUAAUGAAGAUAUGAUUAAUAAUCAGUAAUAAUCAGUCUAUGCUCUGUACCAUGUAAAUGACAAUAUGAAUGAAAUACUCUAUUAGUAACUCAUGUAAACAUCAUAAUUAAAAUGUUUUUAUCAAGAGGCCAAUAGUCAGAAUAUUGCUGUCGAAGUUAACAUAGUUAUUGAGGGUAUUUAAAAAAUCUGAAAUCUGAAAAAGAAUCAACUGUCUUGUUGUUGUUCCUCCUGGAGCAAAUCAAAUCUUUCGUAUUUCACAAGUGUUUUAUUUAUCUAUGUCACAUCAUCAUUUAAUAUAUAAAACUGCCAGACUUCAUUUUAAUCACUGACAUGAAUGAUUUCUGUGUCUGUCUUCUCUUCACCUGAUGGUUGAACCACAGUCUCCAGAUGUUUGAUGUUUUCCUUUAACAGUGGUGAUGGUUUGUGUAACACCACUAAUUUCUUUGGUCACAUCCAGUAAACUCAAAAUUUCAAAAUAAGACACAGUACGUGUCACCUGUUCCUACAUGUGCUGUGUCGAACUCUGAAAAGUUUUGAAAUGUGUUGAUGAUAGUUUAAUAUGCACACGUUGGUUAACUCACUUUGUUUAAUAAACCGUUAAAGGGA